AUGCGGCGUAGGAAGAGACCAGAUAACAGCAUCUGGACGAGGCACGAAGGCAGAAUCCUUCUACCUCUGUUGGACAGUCGUCCGGGACCUCCUUGGACAUCAGCAUUACGCCGUCUUUGAUCUCAGCUUCUCGAAAUUCGGGAACCGAGAAGAACAUCGGCAACCGAGAUCGAGAGUGACAAGUCUCUAAGAAAGCAACUUCAAAAUUCGACAUUAUCUCCACAUAUUGUCCUCAAGAUGCCUUGGCCAUACCACCUCUUGGAUCUCACGGAGACUGAAAAACACCAACGUCGUCUCCUUCUGGAUAGAUAUGCUGUCUAUGCACAGCUUUCCGCCCUCAUCCCCAUUGCUGCGUAUCAACUUUACCGACUAGGUGCUUGGGUAUAUGCAGAAAAUCAGAAAGCCAAAGUCAGGUACUCAGCUAUUCCAAGUUCGCCAGCUGUCAGACGGGACAGAGCUUCCAAAACAGGGACUGUGGUGAGAAAAUGGAGAGCUCUGGUUUGGUGGCUUGAGGGAGAGAUUGCUCCGACUUGGGGCUUGAGAAUUCAUUGGGUUGCCGGAGUAUCUUGGAUGGCUUGGUUGCUAUUCUUGUGCAUUCAUCAGACUGGCCAUGACUAUCUUCAUAUUACCAAGCGAUUUGGAGCCAUUGCAGCAUCACAAUUUCCUCUCCACUACAUGCUGUCCAUGAAGUCUCUGUACUCGCCUCUCAAUCUUGCUUUCGGAAGCUCACACGAACAACUGAACCCUUGGCAUAGACUGUCCGGGAGGAUUAUCUACGGCCUCUUAUUUCUUCAUGCCACGUGGUACCUGAAUUUCUUUGUCCUAGCUGGAGUCCUCGCCGUACGUCUUGUAGCUCCAGUUGUGAUCAUUGGAUAUGUCGCCUUCUUUCUCAUAAACAUCCUCUUCAGCACAAGUCUAGAAAAGAUCCGACAUUGGAGCUACCGGGUAUUCUUUGUAAUUCAUCUAGUUGUUGGCAUGGUCCUUCCUCCGUUACUUUUCUUUCACGCGAGACCACUACGAAUAUAUAUGACCGAAGCUCUUGCUUUGUUCAUCUUCGACAUUAUCUGCAGAAAGCUAGAUACCAUCACGGGUUAUGCGACCAUCACCCCAGUUCCUCAUACGAAGCUCAUUAAGCUACGACUUCCUGUACCGACAUCCAAAAUCCAGCGCUUCCGGGAUGCACCAGGCCAACAUGUUUAUCUCCAGGUCCCGCCCGAGAGCACUCCACCACAUACCUCUUCACCAUCUAUUCACGAUCUACUCUUCAAUCCUUUCACAGUUGCCUCCGUCUCAAAUACUGAGGUGACUCUCGUCCUUCGCACACUGAAGGGACCCACCACCACGACCUUAGAAUAUCUAUCACAUCUAUCCAAAGCUCACCCACCAAUAAACAUCGAAGGCCCCAUUGGCUCAUCUCGACAUUUCCCAAACCUCGCCGCAGACUACGACCGCAUAUUGCUAGUAGCAGGUGGAGUAGGCUCGACGUUCAUCCUACCCAUCUAUCUACACGUCCGUGAUCAACUUAUCAUUGAAGGCAAGAGUUCUGAUCGUGUGACUAUGAUAUGGUCCAUGCGUUCCUCUUCCGAAGCUUUAUGGGCUAUCGAUUCUUCGUCAGCUUCUGAGACGGAAGAAGGUGGCUCGAUUCAAGAUGACGAGAAUGUACAGAUCUUUGUCACGGGUCACGAUAGUCAUCACGGGCAUAACGCACCCGAACCUUCAGAUGGCAGUGUGGAGAUGAGUGAGAUGGCGCGGAAAGGAGAUGAGUCUGGUGUUAGGAUUACUGGGAGGGACAGGCCGGACUUGAGAAGAAUUGUAGGGAAUGUUUUUAGGAAAGGCGAGGGCGAGAGAGUUGCCGUCUUGGUUUGUGGACCUGCUGCUAUGGCAAGGGAAUUGAGGCGUGACGUUGGGAGAUGGGUGGGGAGAGGUAGAGAGGUUUGGUUUCAUAAUGAGAGCUUCGGGUAGAUAGGAGGGUCUUGGAGACCUUCACGGAAAGCCUGCAGUUGAUUAUAAAUUUCCGCACUCAGAAUCAAAAUAGAAACCAAGUCAAAGUGAUUAGCUUCCCUAUUAGAAUUAUAGUUGGUCAACAAAGUCUAGCUUGCAACUUGAAUAGGACACUUGAGCAAG
Molecule: messenger RNA, 2124 nt
Organism: Mollisia scopiformis
Lineage: Eukaryota; Fungi; Ascomycota; Leotiomycetes; Helotiales; Mollisiaceae
Exons: 2
Coding region: 238-1962 (574 amino acids)
Biological process (GO): iron ion transport; copper ion import; intracellular iron ion homeostasis
Cellular component (GO): plasma membrane
Molecular function (GO): ferric-chelate reductase activity
Source: RefSeq, a predicted model, not a curated record